Setaria italica (foxtail millet) is the source of this 1411-nucleotide messenger RNA. RefSeq names its product probable cinnamyl alcohol dehydrogenase 5. Lineage: Eukaryota; Viridiplantae; Streptophyta; Magnoliopsida; Poales; Poaceae. Gene Ontology annotation, molecular function: zinc ion binding; cinnamyl-alcohol dehydrogenase activity. Gene Ontology annotation, biological process: lignin biosynthetic process. The coding region runs from base 84 to 1196 and encodes 370 amino acids. The record is from RefSeq and is a predicted model, not a curated record. The transcript is spliced from 5 exons.
ACUUCCUUCCCAGCAGCACCUGCAUCCUCCACCUCAAUCUCCAGGCAUUUACGAGUCCAGAUCCUGAAAGGAAAGGCAUUUCGAUGGCUCCCACGGUGGCGGCGGAGGCAGCGGCUACGGCGGCGAAGCCGCAGCACACGGGGAAGGCGGCGGCGCUCGCGGCGCACGACGCGUCCGGCCACCUCGCGCCGCUCACCAUCACCCGCAGGAGCACCGGGGAUGAUGAUGUAGCGAUAAAGAUUUUGUACUGUGGGAUCUGUCACUCUGACCUGCACAGCAUCAAGAACGAGUGGCAUAACGCCAUGUACCCCGUCGUCCCUGGUCACGAGAUCGCCGGAGUGGUGACGGAGGUGGGCAAGAACGUGACCAAGUUCAAGGCCGGCGACCGCGUCGGCGUGGGCUGCAUCGUGAACUCGUGCCAGUCCUGCGAUAGCUGCAACGAGGGUUUCGAGAACCACUGCCGGGGCAUGAUCUUCACCUACAACUCCGUCGACCUCGACGGCACCGUCACCUACGGCGGCUACUCGAGCAACGUGGUGGUCCACGAGCGGUUCGUGGUCAGGUUCCCUGAUGCCAUGCCGCUGGACCAGGGCGCGCCGCUGCUGUGCGCGGGCAUCACCGUGUACAGCCCCAUGAAGCACCACGGUCUGAACGUGCCCGGGAAGCAUGUUGGUGUGGUGGGCCUGGGAGGGCUGGGUCACGUCGCUGUCAAGUUCGCCAAGGCGUUCGGGAUGAAGGUUACGGUGAUCAGCUCGUCGCCGGCAAAGAAGCAGGAGGCCCUGGAGCGCCAUGGUGCUGACGCCUUCAUCGUCAGCAGGAACGACGACGAAAUGAAGGCUGCGGCUGGCACCAUGGAUGGCAUCAUCAACACGGUGUCCGCCAACAUCCCCAUGGCCCCAUACAUGAGCAUGCUGAAGCCCUACGGCAAAAUGAUCAUGGUCGGCCUGCCCGACAAGCCACUGGAGAUCCCGCCGUUUGAUCUCAUGACGGGGAGCAAGACCCUGGCGGGGAGCUGCAUCGGCGGCAUGAGGGACACGCAGGAGAUGAUCGACGUGGCGGCGAAGCACGGCGUGACGGCGGACAUCGAGGUGGUGGGAGCGGACUACGUGAACACGGCCAUGGAGCGCCUCGCCAAGGCCGACGUCAGGUACCGCUUCGUCAUCGACAUCGGCAACACCCUCAAGAGCUCCGACUGAUCACAAUCUCACAUUGGCGCGCAGCAGUUUCUGCUGUUUCUGCUUGUCUUUUUCGUGUCAGCGAUAUUGUAGCGGGGUCGGAGAUAUACAUGUAGUGUAUUCAUUACUGUGUUGGUUAUGUUCAAAUAAUGCAGCGUAAUAACAUGUUAAUGUAAAUGUUGCUGAGGGUGGAUGAAUUGGUUGUUCCUGUAAAACGUGCUAUGUUUUUUCAUUUC